This is a messenger RNA of Paramormyrops kingsleyae, 3073 nucleotides long. It is a transcript of the gene lin7c, whose product is annotated as lin-7 homolog C (C. elegans). Gene Ontology annotation, molecular function: protein binding. NCBI's taxonomy places the organism in Eukaryota, Metazoa, Chordata, Actinopteri, Osteoglossiformes, Mormyridae. The record is from RefSeq and is a predicted model, not a curated record.
UCCGCAAACGGAGACCGCAUCCAGGCGAAACUGUGUUCAGUGUGUCGUGGGCGGGAUCGUUAUUUACACGAAGAGAAACUUCGCUGUUGCUGAAUUUUUCGUGCGUGGAACCCGUCGACGUCGCAUCGAACAUGGCUUCACUGAGUGAGCCGAUCCGGCUGGAGAGAGAUAUCUCUCGGGCCAUUGAGCUGCUGGACAAGCUGCAGAAGACUGGGGAGGUCCCCCCGCAGAAGCUACAAGCACUACAGAGGGUGCUGCAGAGCGAGUUUUGCAAUGCUGUGCGAGAGGUGUACGAACACGUAUAUGAGACGGUGGACAUUAACAGCAGCCCGGAAGUCAGAGCAAACGCUACUGCUAAGGCCACGGUGGCAGCAUUUGCAGCCAGUGAAGGACAUUCGCAUCCGCGUGUGGUGGAGCUGCCCAAGACGGAGGAGGGCCUAGGCUUCAACAUCAUGGGGGGCAAGGAGCAGAAUUCGCCUAUCUACAUCUCUCGCAUCAUCCCCGGGGGCAUCGCCGACCGCCACGGGGUGUUGAAGAGGGGGGACCAGCUGCUGUCUGUCAAUGGCACGAGUGUGGAGGGGGAACAUCACGAGAGGGCUGUGGAGCUCCUGAAGGCCGCGCAGGGCACAGUCAAGCUGGUGGUGCGCUAUACCCCCAAGGUCCUGGAGGAGAUGGAGUCGCGCUUUGAGAAGAUGAGGUCUGCGAAACGCCGCCAGCAGAACAACUACCCCCAGUAACUUUGGAUUUGUCAAACAGGGUCCUUCUUAUCUUUCCUCUUCUCCUUUGGGCUUGCUUAUUUCAUCACUGUACAUGACACUAAAUCUCCUCUUAUGAUGGCUUCUACCCAUUAUCAUUGAGUAUCUUUCACUCUUCAUCUACAAUCUAAUAUCAUAGAAUGAUCCUUUUUUGUUUUCCUUAUAUGUGCAUGUAAAUGUUUGGAGAGUCAUUACUUCAGUUAUGGGUUUAAUCACUAUGGUAAUAAUCCUUAUCUGAUGCUGUGCUGGUGACAUCCUGAGUUUAUCUACAAGAACAAGCAAUCAGCAGAGAUGAGCACUUCUGCAUAUGGAAAAUGUGUAAAUAGUUCAUUGUAAAUUCUACACGAAUGAACACAGGUUGUCCUUACGGGUUUGUUAAUUUAAGUCUGCUUGUUUUUAUACGUCAGUCAGAUUUUUUAUGUAUGCAUUGAUUUUCAGUAUUUGUGGGAUUGGUGAUGUAGGUCUGUGUAGGUGUGGUAGGAAGUGUAUGGGGUAAUCCUUCAUAACGUUUUAUUUUUAGGUGAUUGCCAUUGGAGGGGGGUGUGUGUGUGUGUGUGUGUGUAUAUAUAUGUGUGUGUGUGUGUGUGAGAUUGAAAGGACAUGGACCUCUGAGCUGAAAUUAGUUGAAGGGGAAAGUGACUCUUUAUUAACAUGUAAUUCAAUUUAAUAUAAUGACCAAUAGGCAUUUUUUUGUUUUUAAUAUUUAAAUUGGGCAGGUUUAUAAAUAUAUCCACAGGAGAACUAUACCUCAAACUACAAAAUAAAGAACAUGCAAUAAACCCAUUUGAGGCAGAAACCGAUGUAGCAGAAAUUGUGUGAAAAACACAGGGUAGACGCACUGUCUGCCUCCGACCACACACCUUCUGUCCCUCAACUGUGGAGGUUGCUAAGUAACUAAGUAUCACCUGAUACUGUUGGUUCCCUUUCACUGGACUAUGCUGUGUGUCAAAUUGGACUUUUUGCCUCUUGCCAGCUUAGAGACAGGAUGAAACCUUAAAAAAGUACCACCUGCCACCCCUGCUUAUUGUAGGCAACAGCUUUUAAAUGAGCAGACUCAGUUUCUACGAGUCUAUAUUCUUCUGCAGCCCACAAGUAAAGGAGAAUAACAGCUGUAUUCCUGAUAUUAUCCAGUGCACUGCAUAUGGGGUAAGGAUGCCUUGUAAGCUAUUCAGCUUGCAUGACUGUGAUAAUCCUUUCCACUAGCAUUUCAAAUAUUACUUCUUAUAAGACAUGAACAUAUUCAUAAGUAUGAAAUGAAUUAUAGAGAGAGCAUUCCUGGGGCUGAAAUCGGUCUGCUUGAGUUGUAAUCGACAAGCUUGGUGCAAACUGCCACUCACCUCAGGGACACGGCAGAUGAUGUUUUUAACCAGCUGAAAGCUGAUGAUUAAUUAUCACCUGACAUUGUGGGUAUAGGUCCUGCAGCAUUUUUCCAGCUAAUGUCAGAGGUUUUGCCCUCCUAGUGUCACCCAUACUGUUAUUUUAUACUGAUUUUACAAUACAUUUUCUAUUAAAAGUAUCUCUCUUAUUUAGGAUUAGGAGUAGGGUGUCCAGAUUAUCUAUUGCUGUGGAAUUUUUACGUUUAAUUUUUAAAAAUCUAUUGUGUGUCAGAUCUUUGUAGUAACUGUACAUACUGCCUUCUGAAAUUUAUUUUCUUAUUUAUACUUAAACUGUAUGUGCUUUACAGACAGGAUAAUGCAUAACUACUUUCCCAUCAAACAGUCCAAUCAAACUAUGCAAACAUGAGUGCAAGACCUUUACUGUUCCUCUGUAAUUAUUUGUCUAGAUUCUAGAAGUAUUAGGCAUAGUCAUUUAACUGUUACAUGUUAACAACCCCACCCAUCCAAAAAAUCAUAAGUAAGGAAAGCAGCACAUUUAUGGCUGUUGAACUUAUGAUGAGCUUACUCUGUGACACCAUAGAAUUUGAUAUCCUUCCUGUCUCAGGACUGACCCUGCAAAAAGAUUUAGCUUUUCUGAGUACUGUUCCUCUACAAGUUCACAAUAUUUUUCUUUUAAUUUUGUUUCCCACUAGAAGAAAUUGCUGUUCUAUUUUCUUUAAUGAACCUUUGUUUUGAUAUUGUUCUCUUUUUGAUAAAGAUUGUUCAUUAAAAAUGCUAAUAAAAUAUCACUAUUUAUUUUUUAUUUAGUACAUUUCCUGUAUCUUGAGUAACAAAACCAAGGAUUACUGAUGGUAAAUGUGUUCCAUUUGAUUUUUUAUUUAAGAAAAAUGUUAUACCUUUCCCUCUUGUUUUGUGUAACAACGAUGAUUGUAUACAAUAUUGUGGGAAAAUAAAGUUAUUUGCUUGAAUGGUACACAUUAA